Rangifer tarandus platyrhynchus (Svalbard reindeer) is the source of this 2778-nucleotide messenger RNA. Lineage: Eukaryota; Metazoa; Chordata; Mammalia; Artiodactyla; Cervidae. The record is from the annotation of a GenBank genome assembly.
AUGGCUUCUGACGCCAGUCACGUGUUAGAAGCUGCCCUGGAGCAAAUGGACGGAAUCAUCGCAGGAACUAAAACAGGGGUAGAUAUUAGUGAUGGUACCUGUGAGCCCGGACCAGCCUCCCCAGCCUCCUACAUGAACCCCUUCCCGGUGCUCCAUCUCAUCGAGGACUUGAGGCUGGCCUUGGAGAUGCUGGAGCAUCCUCAGGAGAGGGCAGCCCUCCUGAGCCAGAUCCCAGGCCCCACAGCUGCCUACAUAAAGGAGUGGUUCAAGGAGAGCUCGUCCCAGGUAAAUCACCACAGUGCUGCCGGUAAUGAAACAUACCAGGAACGCUUAGCACGUCUAGAAGGAGAUAAGGAGUCCCUCAUAUUACAGGUGAGUGUCCUCACAGACCAAGUGGAAGCCCAGGGAGAGAAGAUUCGGGACCUGGAAGUGUGUCUGGAAGGGCACCAGGUGAAACUCAAUGCUGCCGAAGAGAUGCUUCAACAGGAACUACUAAGUCGUACAUCUCUUGAGACCCAGAAGCUCAAUCUGAUGACCGAAGUGUCUGAGCUGAAGCUCAAGCUGGUGGGCAUGGAGAAGGAACAGAAAGAGCAGGAGGAGAAGCAGAAAAAAGCAGAGGAGUUACUGCAGGAGCUCCGGCACCUCAAAAUCAAGGUGGAAGAGUUGGAAAAUGAACGGAAUCAGUAUGAAUGGAAACUAAAGGCCACCAAGGCUGAGGUAGCCCAGCUGCAGGAGCAGGUGGCCCUGAAGGAUGCAGAAAUUGAGCGUCUGCACAGCCAGCUCUCCAGGUCAGCAGCUCUGCACAGUGACCACGCAGAGAAAGACCAAGAAAUUCAACGUCUGAAAAUGGGGAUGGAAACUUUGCUUGUUGCCAACGAAGAUAAGGACCGUCGGAUAGAGGAGCUUAGUGGGCUGUUAAACCAGUACCGAAGGGUGAAUGAGAUCGUGAUGGCAACCCAAGGGCCUUCAGAAAGAACUCUCUCAAUCAAUGAGGAAGAACUGGAGGGAAGUUUCAGGAACUGGAACGCUGCAAAUAAAGGCCCCGAAGACCUAUUUAAAUCAGAGGUGUCUCCAAGAGGCAGCUCUCCCACGGCGGGGCCACCCCCACUACCGCAGAAAUCACUGGAAACCAGGGCUCAGAAAAAACUCUCCUGUAGUCUUGAAGACUUGAGAAGUGAAUCUGUGGACAAGUGUGUCGGUGCGAACCAGCCCUCCCCAGUGGUAGAACCCAAGGAUGGCCCUUUCCUGGCGGAGCACAAGUACCCCACGUUACCUGGGAAGCUUCCAGGAGCCACGCCCAAUGGAGAGGCUGCCAAGUCUCCACCUACCGCCUCCCCAGUGGACCCUGCAGGGAGCAGCCCGCUGAGGCUGAACCGUGGCCGGAGUGUCAGUGCCCCUGUAUUAGGAGACACAGAAAGUGGCUGGGAUGACACUGCCGUGGCCAAUGACACAUCCCUGUCAUCGGGCACCGAGUCCAGCCCCCAGUCUCCCCUGACAUCAGAUGGUAAACGGAGCCCCAGAGGCAUCAAGAAGUUCUGGGGAAAGAUCCGAAGGACUCAGUCAGGAAACUUCAACACCGAUGCCCCAGGGGUGGCCGAGUUUCGACGAGGUGGGCUCCGGGCAACUGCAGGACCAAGACUGUCCAGGACCAGAGAUCCCAAGGCUCAGAAAAGUGAUGCCAACGCCCCCUUUGCCCAAUGGAGCACAGAGCGUGUGUGUACGUGGCUGGAGGACUUUGGCCUGGCUCAGUAUGUCAUCUUUGCGAGGCAAUGGGUGACUUCUGGCCACACAUUACUGACAGCUACCCCUCAGGACAUGGAAAAGGAGCUAGGAAUUAAGCACCCUCUUCACAGGAAAAAGCUGGUUUUAGCAGUGAAAGCCAUCAACACCAAGCAGGAGGAGAAGUCUGCACUGCUGGACCACAUUUGGGUAACACGUUGGCUUGAUGAUAUUGGCUUACCCCAGUACAAAGACCAGUUUCAUGAAUCCAGAGUCGAUGGGCGGAUGCUGCAGUACCUGACGGUGAAUGAUCUACUCUUCCUAAAAGUCACCAGCCAACUACAUCAUCUCAGCAUCAAAUGUGCCAUUCACGUGCUGCACGUCAACAAGUUCAAUCCUCACUGCCUGCACCGGCGGCCGGCUGAUGAGAGUAACCUCUCUCCUUCAGAAGUUGUGCAGUGGUCCAACCACAGGGUGAUGGAGUGGUUGCGGUCUGUGGACCUGGCGGAAUACGCGCCCAACCUUCGUGGGAGUGGCGUCCACGGAGGUCUCAUUAUUCUAGAGCCACGCUUCACAGGGGACACCCUGGCCAUGCUUCUCAACAUCCCACCACAAAAAACGCUCCUCAGACGUCACCUGACCACCAAAUUCAACGCCUUGAUCGGCCCUGAGGCUGAGCAGGAGAAGCGAGAGAGAAUGACCUCACCUGCUUACACACCAUUGACCACCACAGCCAAAGUCCGGCCAAGGAAGCUGGGAUUUUCACAUUUUGGAAACAUAAGAAAAAAGAAGUUUGAUGAAUCGACGGACUACAUUUGCCCAAUGGAGCCCAGCAACAGUGUCGGUGAUGGUCACAGGGCCUACAGUGGCACCCGGGGCCUCAGCACACUUGAUGCCCCUGAACUGGACGGGUUGGACCAGAUGGCACCUUCGGAAGGCACCGUGACGCAGAUAGGGCUCCUCUCCCAAGACAUUCACCGCCUCACGACGAUGCUGAGCCAGGACCAGCUGCUGACCGACUCCCACCUGGCCACUCCCAGAUCUGAGGACUGGAGAUGA